Messenger RNA from Tetrahymena thermophila SB210, 1098 nucleotides. RefSeq lists its product as hypothetical. Gene Ontology annotation, molecular function: protein binding. Lineage: Eukaryota; Ciliophora; Oligohymenophorea; Hymenostomatida; Tetrahymenidae. The record is from RefSeq and is a predicted model, not a curated record. The transcript has 7 exons.
AUGAUCGAUGCUGAAACUAAUCAAGUAAGAAAUAUAGUGGAAUUUAAAACUUAGGUAUUUUUAAUUAAAUAUGUUCCAAAUAUGAAGUCUGUUAUUGGAAUAAAUACUUCUACAUUUUAUGUAUUUGACACAUACAGCAUGAAAAUAAUUUAUGAAUCUAAAGUCAUUGAUUAAGCAAUUUAAGUAGAUAAUUUUAUAGACAACUCUAUCGCUGUUAUGUCUUCCUAAAAUAAUAUAGUAAUUGCAUAUGAUAUUUAAUAGCAAUAGAUCGUUAAUACAUACUAUUCCACUAACAGUGUGUACUAGUUGAAGUGCAUAACUUUUCCAAACAAUGAACAUAUUGCUAUUUUAAAUGAUAAUAUUUAGUUAGUUCUUUGGAAUGUAGAAACAGGAGUCAUAAUUAAUAGCAUAAAAACUUAAGCCUUUAGUUUAACAAAUAUGUUGCUCUUUCCUAAUAGCUACAUUCUCAUUUAUAAUAUUAAUUCAACAAAAAUAUAAUUUAUUGAUUUUAGCGGCUAUUAAUAGUAAUAGUUUAAGUUAAUCUUUGAAUAUGACACUUAGAAUGUUUUCAAAAAUUAUAGCUUGGACUUUGACCCAAUCAAAACUUUCAUAUCUUAAAUAUCUGUUAGCUAAUAAACUAUAUUACAAUAUGAUUAUUUAAUUAUUGGGCAUAGUAAUGGAUAAGCUAUGAACUUUAAACUUCCAAAGAGUUACAAUUAAAAUUUCUAAUUGAAUUUGGCAUUCGCAACUAAAUUUGAUUUCAUAAGAUUUAUAAUGCCAGAUAAUAUUUUGAGCAUUUAUAUUUGUGGAUAGAUAGAUAUAAAAGUUGUAAAUUUUUUUAAUGAGAACUAGCCUAUAAUAUAACCAUUACUAAACCUUGGUUCAUCAUAUUUUUUAGCAAGAGUUCCUGUUUAGUAUUAAAAUUAGGAGUUGUAUGUUUCUGCAAACUAGUUAUUUAAGAAUUAACUUAUUUAAAUUUCUGACUAAUCUGGGAUCUAAAAUGCUUAAAUCGUUAUGAAUACAGAUAAUACUUAAGUAGCCUAUUAAGUUUCAACAGGAGGUAUUAUGAUAGUAGAUAUAGCAACUUAAUAAGUAUGA